AUGGAAGCGUCUGAACAAUCCACAACCUCAAUACCGAGAUGUAUGCGAGGAAUAACUUUAAUUCAUUUUGGUAGGCGCAUUUAUCGCGUUCCUACCGCUUCGAUUCCGAAAACUAAUCAUAAACUGUUAGCCAAGCAAGUUUCAACAUCCAAUGACAAAAUAUUAAGUGAUUCUUCUGCAGAAAUUAAUACAAUUAGUCUCACAUGUCCUCAACAUUUACAAAAAUUUAUACUGGGAAAGAAUGGCUACACAUUAAAUCAAAUUCAACGAGACUCAAAAACUACGAUCACAAUACAGCGCGGAGACGAUAAUAUUGUAAUUAAAGGUACAAAAGAAAACGUGGAAAAGGCUAAAAAACGUAUAGAAAAUGCAGUUAAAUGGGGAGCUGAUAAGUUGCGACCAACUCAUUUUCUUUCUCUACCGCUUACGGAUCAACUUCUUCAGCAGAAAGUUGUAGACUUUCAAUCUGAAGUAGCUUCACUUUCUCUUCCUAAUGUAGAUGAGUCAAUAUUUAUUAAACCACCUUCUCUACAUCUCACUAUGGGUGUGCUAAAUCUGCAUGUGCAAGAGGAUAUUGAAGGUGCCGUACAAUUACUAAAAAGUUUAAGCGCGGAAAUUUAUGAUUUGGUAGGCACACGAUCUGUAAUUGCCAAAUUGUUAGGGAUAGCAGUUAUGGAAAAUAAUCCCGCCAAAGCGAAUGUUUUGUAUGCAAAGGUGGAUGAAUCUGAAGGCCGAGAUGUUAUUAUAAAACUAGCAGAAUUUUUGACAGCCAAGUUCACAGAAGCAGGUUACAUGAAGAAGGAUAAUCGUCCAUUCAAGGUUCAUGCAACACUAAUAAAUACUAGUCACCGAAAAUUCUCAAAAAAGGAUAAUUAUAAACAGCGUCAGCGAUUACCAUUUUCUGCCAUCCCAAUUAUUGAUAAAUAUACAAAUUUUGAAUAUGGAAUAAGUAAGAUUGAAAAACUUCACAUCUCAAAAAUUGGUGCUUAUGAUAAAAAUGGAAUGCAUAAGAGUGAAGGAUAUAUUAAUUUGCCAUAG
Cetraspora pellucida is the source of this 1038-nucleotide messenger RNA. The record is from the annotation of a GenBank genome assembly. Lineage: Eukaryota; Fungi; Glomeromycota; Glomeromycetes; Diversisporales; Gigasporaceae.